GCUCCCGUGUCUCCUCCGUCCCCUCCUGCCGCGCGGCGUGAGCUGCGGGCUCGGGCCCCCCCGGCCCCCCGCCCCUCCCCCUUCCCCCUCCCCCUCCCCUCCCCCCGGGCCCCGCGCCCCCCCCGCCCCCGCCCCCCCCAUGGACAUGCUGGACCCGGGUCUGGACCCCGCUGCCUCGGCCACCGCCGCCGCCGCCGCCGCCGCCGCCAGCCACGAGAAGGGAGCCGAAGCGGAGGAGGGCGUCGAGCUCCAGGACACCGGGGAAGGGCCUGGGGCCGAGGAGCAGACGGCGGUGGCCAUCGCUAGCGUCCAGCAGGCGGCGUUCGGAGAGCACAACAUCCAGUACCAGUUCCGCACAGAGAAUAAUGGAGGACAGGUAACAUACAGAGUGGUCCAGGUGACGGAUGGCCAGCUGGAUGGCCAGGGAGACACCACCGGGGCUGUCAGCGUGGUGUCCACAGCAGCUUUCACAGGGGGGCAGCAGGCCGUGGCGCAGGCUGUGAUCCAGAACCCUUUCAGCAAUGGGGGCAGCCCAGCCGCUGAGGCAGUCAGUGGGGAGGCCCGCUUUGCCUACUUUCCAGCAUCCAGCGUGGGUGAUGCCACAGCAGUGUCCGUGCAGACCACGGACCAGAGCCUACAGGCAGGAGGCCAGUUCUAUGUGAUGAUGACACCCCAAGAUGUGCUUCAGACGGGAACGCAGAGAACUAUUGCCCCUCGGACCCACCCGUAUUCUCCGAAAAUGGAUGGGACAAGAACCCCCCGAGAUGAGAGGAGGAGAGCCCAGCACAAUGAAGUGGAGAGGAGGCGAAGGGACAAGAUAAACAACUGGAUCGUCCAGCUCUCCAAAAUCAUUCCAGACUGUAACACUGACAACAGCAAGACAGGAGCGAGUAAGGGAGGGAUUCUGUCCAAAGCCUGUGACUAUAUCCGGGAACUCCGCCAGACCAACCAGCGAAUGCAGGAGACUUUCAAGGAGGCCGAAAGGCUGCAGAUGGACAAUGAGCUCCUGAGGCAGCAGAUAGAGGAACUCAAGAAUGAGAACGCAUUGCUUCGAGCCCAGCUGCAGCAACAUGGCCUGGAGAUUGUUGGGGAGACGUCCCGGCAGUGACACCCCUUCCUGCCCCCCUUCCCUGGGGUCUUUGCUACCCCUGUCCCAACCCUUAGCACAGAGAGGGAGAGAGUCUGCCCCCUCCCCCAGCUGCAUUUUUUAUAGUAGAUUUUUAACAAAAAUGGGGAGAAAAAAGCAUUUCCAUGAAUACAGCACCCCACCCCCAACAAAAACCACCCUACCCACCACGUCCACCUUCUCCCAUCUCUGUGUGUUGUCUCUGACUCUCUCCCUUUUCCUCUACCCCAAUUUCUCCACUUUAAUUCAGUCAUGACACCUAACGGCUCCCUGCUGGCCUUCCCUUUCCUGCCUUCACCUUGGUGGAAGGAAGGAGGCAGGACACAAGGAAAGAAAUCCUUCCUUACCUUGACCCCUUUAUGCCAGGCCUGCCUGCCCUCUUUCUCUUUCCCUGGAGGUACAGAGACAGAGCUGCUCAGAAGGGAGGAAGCCAUUGGUGGGGACACCCCCACAGCUAGGGGCUGUUUGGACUUGUGGCCCCGGCUUCCCACCUCCUCAGCUCACUUCCUGACACCCUUACCCCUUCUUUGGGUGUGUGUGUGUGUUUUAAUUUCUUUAUGAAAAAAAGAAAAAAGAAAAAAAAAAGAGAAAGGUAUUUAAACUGCAAUAAACUGGCCCAUGUGGCCCCCGCCUCAA
Monodelphis domestica (gray short-tailed opossum) is the source of this 1762-nucleotide messenger RNA. It is a transcript of the gene USF2, whose product is annotated as upstream transcription factor 2, c-fos interacting. NCBI's taxonomy places the organism in Eukaryota, Metazoa, Chordata, Mammalia, Didelphimorphia, Didelphidae. Gene Ontology annotation, molecular function: protein dimerization activity; RNA polymerase II cis-regulatory region sequence-specific DNA binding; DNA-binding transcription factor activity, RNA polymerase II-specific. The record is from RefSeq and is a predicted model, not a curated record. Gene Ontology annotation, biological process: regulation of transcription by RNA polymerase II.